Molecule: messenger RNA, 210 nt
Organism: Caenorhabditis briggsae
Lineage: Eukaryota; Metazoa; Nematoda; Chromadorea; Rhabditida; Rhabditidae
Exons: 3
Coding region: 1-210 (69 amino acids)
Source: RefSeq, a predicted model, not a curated record
AUGAAUAUGACUGUAAAUGAACGAUCAUUAAUCAUGUUCGAAGUGGAGAACGUUGUUCCUCCGAAGUUUGGUUGUUUGCGUUCUAUCAUUGAUAGCAUCGUCUGGCUCUGUCGCAGAAUUUAUUUCGGACCAAACGGAAACUACUACACCAACGAACCAGAUCUUCCACAUAUUCAGGAGCAUAUCCCGUGUCAUGCAGACAACUUCUAA